This is a messenger RNA of Eurytemora carolleeae, 604 nucleotides long. Its product is annotated as probable serine/threonine-protein kinase DDB_G0278845. The coding region runs from base 46 to 558 and encodes 170 amino acids. The record is from RefSeq and is a predicted model, not a curated record. Lineage: Eukaryota; Metazoa; Arthropoda; Copepoda; Calanoida; Temoridae. The transcript has 3 exons.
AGAACUGUUAACUUAAACAAGUAAAUAUUAAAAAAUCAGUUGACCAUGAAAUCCCAACCAGCAAUAAUGUUUCUUUUUCUCUUUUCCUUUUUGAUAACACAAGGAAUGUGUACAAGUUUCCUUGUUGAAACUAUUGAUGAUUCAGAUUUAAUUUUACCGUACGGGGCACCAGUUGUACCGUACGGGGCACCAGUCGAACCGUACGGGGUAGAAGCACCAGUUAUACCAGAAGCCGUACCGGGCAAGGUAGAAGCCCCAGCUCCACCCUAUGGUGCUAAUGCCCCAAUCGCAGAUGUUUCAACUCCAGCUCCAAAAGGUACAGGUAAAAAGGGAACAGAUUACCAGUAUGAUCUGUGGAGCGGGAUCCUAAGAAAGGAUCCAAACGCUAAUCCUGGGAGCGGGGCACUAGCCGCUAACCAACAGAUCCCCAGACCAGGAGUCAAUAAUAACAAUAACCGUAACAAUAACCGUAAUAACCGUAAUAACCGUAACAAUCGUAACAAUAAUAACCGUAACUCUAACCGUAUUUGCUCCACAAAAUACUGCAACUUGAUUUAAAAUACGCAAUGGAUUAAUGUUUUAAUAAAGAGUCAUAUAGUUUAAA